Lacerta agilis (Sand lizard) is the source of this 1262-nucleotide messenger RNA. It is a transcript of the gene TARM1, whose product is annotated as T cell-interacting, activating receptor on myeloid cells 1. The transcript has 5 exons. The record is from RefSeq and is a predicted model, not a curated record. Lineage: Eukaryota; Metazoa; Chordata; Lepidosauria; Squamata; Lacertidae. Bases 19 to 1029 code for a protein of 336 amino acids.
AGACUGCAUGUUUUAAGGAUGCCUGUUACUCUCCCCUUCUUACUGCUUACGAUCUCCCUUCCGAAGCCCUCCAUCUUCUGGCUCCAGGCUCCGGAUGCAGAUGAGAAGCACCACCUCCGAUGUACGGCUCAAGGGGCAUACUUCGGCAGCUGGUUCUACCUGUACCAGGGAGGGAGCCCUGAGGCCGUGGCCAAAAAGAAAGCCUUGCCCGCCCAAUCUGAAGUGACCUUUGAGGUACACAACUUUGGGCCCAGGGAGCAAUUCCGCUGCAGCUAUGAGAUCUGGGAGGCAGGGAAGUCCAUUCGCUCCCCGCUCAGCAGCCCUGCAAACAUCACAGAUGACCAUUACCCCAAGCCAUCCAUCUCUGUGAGUCCCAGUACUGAGGUCCUUGCAGGCCAGGACUGGACCGUCUGUUGUCAGGCUCCAUUACUAGGGGUCAACUUUGUCCUCUACCAGGCCAGGGAUUUUCGGAUAGAGGUCACUCCUCGAGGGGACUCUGACACCGCUGAAUUCUCCUUGAAGAAUGUCACCAUGGCCGAUGCAGGCCAAUACACCUGUUAUUACCACAGCAUCAUAGAGCCUAUCAUCUGGUCAAACGCCAGUGACCCGGUGCAGCUGAGAGUUAUCGAUGCAACUGUGGUCCCCAAUUACCUGGAGGUGUUGGUGGACUCUGCGGGAAGAUAUCGAGUGAAUUGCUCAGUCCCUUCUGCUGCUGAGGGCUGGUUUUAUCUUUACCAAGGUGGGCAGCUCUUUGCUGAAACCAGAGCUUGGCAAGAUGGGGCGAUUGCAAGCUUCAACCUCACAGAAGAGGCCGUUAACACCACCAUAGGAGAGCUGAGCUGCCAAUAUAAGGAAUAUCAGCUCAAUGACACUGACGUGUGGAGACAAGACUCACAUUCCCAGGCCACGGAUUUCACCACAGCCAACACACUGCGACUUGGGAUCGGGGCCUGCGUCCUCUUAUUAGCCCUGUUCUUCAUAGCUGAAGCAUGGUGGAACGAGAAGCAUCAGGAGAGCUGGGCCAAAUGAAGGGAUCCUAGAUCAGCAGGAUCCCGCUGAGCUGACCGAGUCUGGUUUGAAACCGCAAGUUCCAGCGGCUGCAUUUGAUGGGAAGGAACAUAAUGAUGGAUUGGGAACCGCACACGGAGAUGGUCAGACUGCAGUCCUCAACCAAUUUACCUCACAGUCACCACAUCAUGGCUCCUCUGAAACAGGAGCUUUGGCCUACAGGGGUAAGGAACAUACAGGCCACCAGAAGUUGC